This is a messenger RNA of Vespa mandarinia (Asian giant hornet), 3211 nucleotides long. RefSeq names its product signal transducing adaptor molecule (gene Stam). Gene Ontology annotation, molecular function: phosphatidylinositol binding; ubiquitin binding. Gene Ontology annotation, biological process: protein transport to vacuole involved in ubiquitin-dependent protein catabolic process via the multivesicular body sorting pathway. Gene Ontology annotation, cellular component: ESCRT-0 complex. NCBI's taxonomy places the organism in Eukaryota, Metazoa, Arthropoda, Insecta, Hymenoptera, Vespidae. The record is from RefSeq and is a predicted model, not a curated record.
UCCUCCUUCUCGACAGUCCUAUAUCUCAUCAGAAACCUUUUCUUUUCGUUGCAGUACAGAAAAGCCAUACUUGAAGAAACCUGUAAAUUAUCUAACCUACAUUCCAAGUAAAAUUCCUUUCCACGUUUAGAUCGCAAGAUUUUCAAGUAAAUUACGUGAAACUGACAUUUCAAUGUUUAUAUAAAUUUUUGAUGUGACAGCUCGUGGUUAGCUGAGGUCGACAUUUGUUCGAUAGUAUCGAGUUUCUUUGGCAGCUCGAAAGUAAAAUGGCACUCGAUCGUAGAUUAGAAUGUUAUUAGUCAUUCGUUGUGUCGUGUUUGUAAGUAAAUAUCAGCUGAAUGUAUAAAGCGAAACGAAGAGAGAUUCCAUGACGGCGUCUAUCUGACGGAUAUUUUAUAAAUAAAUCCAGCUGAUAAAAAUCUUACGAAAAAUGGGCCUUUUCCCGAAUUCAUCGCCUUUCGAUGCUGACGUCGAGAAAGCAACGAAUGAAAAUAAUACAUCAGAAGAUUGGGAGAAGAUAUUGGAAAUCUGUGAUCGAAUUGGUAAUUCUUCUCAGAAUGCCAAAGACUGCUUACGUUCUAUUGUUAAAAGAUUAAAUUCUCAAGAUCCACAUAUUGUUAUACAAGCCAUAACAUUAUUGGAUGCAUGCUCAAGCAAUUGUGGAAAAACUUUCCAUUUGGAAAUAGCAUCUAGGGACUUUGAAAAUGAUUUGAAAAAAAUGAUUAAUCAUUCUCAACCUAAGAUUGUGGAAAAAAUAAAAAUACUUUUGAAAAAAUGGGCUGAAGGUGAUUUUAAAACAGAUCCUCAACUUAAUUUGAUUCCAAGUUUAUACAAUAAACUUCGAAAUGAAGGACUUGAUUUUUCGAGUGUAUCAGAGACACCAAAACGUUCCAGCAUUUUAAGUAAAGAUCCAAAUGUAGUAACAAAUUCUCAAGAGGAAGAAGAUCUAGCAAAAGCUAUUGAGCUCUCACUGAAAGAAAGUAAACCUCAAGCGAGUUCCUCUCAUGGUUCACCAGCAUCUAAAAAAAGUACUAGUUUAUAUCCAAGUGUAAAUUCUAUGCUUACUACCUCGAAUACAUCAGAAGGCCGCAAGGUUCGAGCUCUUUAUGAUUUUGAGGCAGCUGAAGAUAAUGAAUUAACAUUCUUAACUGGUGAAAUAAUAAAUAUUUUGGAUGAUUCUGAUCAGAAUUGGUGGAAAGGUAGUAAUCACAGAGGAGAAGGUCUUUUUCCUUCUAAUUUUGUUACUGCAGAUUUAUCGGUAGAACCUGAACAGUUUACAAAGUUAGAACAUAGUAAUAAAAAAUUAGUUCAGUUUGCUGAAGAAGUAGAGGUAAAAACACUAAAGAGAGAAUUAGAAGUGAUAGAAGUGGAAAUAGAUGAAAAAAAGAUGGAUAGACUUUUACAUUUGUUACAUGAAGCUGAUCCACAGUGUGAUAGUUCAUCUGACCCUCAAGAAAUGCUUGAUUUAGAAGAACAAGUAACUGCAAUGGGUCCAUUGAUUGAUGCAGCUCUAGAAAAAGUCGAUAAACGACACGCUCAACUUACUCAAUUGAGUUCUGAUUUGGUUGAAGCUUUGAAUAUGUAUCAUACAUUAAUGCGGGAGCCUCCUCCUCCAGCACAAUCUAAUUACACAAUGCCUAAAAUGCCACAUAUCUCUUAUCCAUUUCCUAAUCAGGGACCACCACCACCAUCUCCUCAUAUGUUUAAUGGAAUGCCAACACCACAUCCGGUACCUUUCUCAAAUACAGGUGGACCUCCAGCUCCACAUGAAUAUAUGGGACCUUCUAGUAUACCAAACAUGGCAUUACCACCUCAUUUUCGUAUACAAGCUGGUCCUCAGCCUCCAACAGGACAUCCACAAGGUCCACCAGUGCCUGAACAAACACAUCCCUAUCAACAACAGGGAGCUUGAAAAAGGUAUUUUUGAAACAUACGUUAUCGACUGCAAAGUGAAAUCAUCAACCUGCUUAUUUCCAACUAAAAGAAUAAAUCAAUGGUGUGCAAUCUUAUGUAGCAGAUUUCCGCCUCAAACUGGUCCUGUGCCAGCUCAAUAUGGUCCACCGGGAUCGACAGGACCUUCGAUUAACCAUCAACCACAAUAUGCUCCAUCGAGUGGGCAACGUAUGAUAUAAGUAAAAAUUACGCGUUAAAAAUUCACAUUCUAUUCUAACUCAUGCUGUACAAUAUUACGAUAUUAUAAUUAUUUAAAUAAAAAUACCCGAAAUAGCCAAAGAAAAUUGGUUUUUAAUGAACGCUUUACGUUUGACUUUAUAUUGAAUUUGGUAUUAUGUAAGCUUGUAUUUGUAGAUAUACGCGACAGUGCAUAUAUAAAAACGCGUAAAAACAACUAAUUUAUUUAGUCUCUUUGAGCAUUUUCAUAUUAGUUUGUAAUUUUGGCUUUUUGAUAUUCUUAUGUAUUGUGUUUGAAUAACCUAAUUCUUUAAAGCAUUCCACGUUUUAAAUUUCAUUAUUUUCUAUCAUUUAAAUAAACUUUAAUAUUAUGAUUCGACACUGUGAUAUUUGAAAGAACAUUUAUUAGUUACUAAAGUGUUUUCGAAAUAAAUGCUUGGAAUUUUUAUCAUAAAAGAGAAUGAUGUGAAAUUAAUAAGUCUUAAAAACUGUGUUUCAGAAAAUCUUUAGUACAGAUGUUGAAUUAAUCGUAAUGUUAUCGUAAUGUCUUGUAUACAUGUUUUUACAACAGAAGUAACAUUAUAUAAAAAAAUGACAGUGUAUCGAUGAAAUGCUGUUACUAAAUGUAUCUUGGGUUUUUAUUCUUUUUCAUGUAUUCUUUGUACAUUGUAAUAAUACUUUAAGAGAUAACAUAUUGCAUCUUAAAAGCAUUGAAAAUAAAUUAUAAAUGCAAUGUUAUUUACGCAUUAUUGGAAAGAAAAUUUUCAUGAUCUGGUCUAGUCUCUUUACUGUACAUAUAAUAAGAUUAAUUCCUAUUAAUGGUUAAAUGAGUUGUGUCAUAAACAAAUUUUUAUGGAAUGUUGAUGCAUUGUAUUCGCAUAAUACUAUUUUUACCGUCACAAUUAAAAGCCUUAUAUCUUCGUCAGAAAGAAAGAAAGAAAGAAAAAAAAAAGAAAAAAGAAAAAAAAAAAGAAAAUAAAGUAAAAUACCACUCUUAAGAUAACCUUUUGUAGCUACGAAUAUAGAUUAUGUAAUUAAAGAUACAAGUAAACUUGUUGACAUUUUUGGCCAUUUGACAAAA